Castor canadensis (American beaver) is the source of this 2620-nucleotide messenger RNA. Lineage: Eukaryota; Metazoa; Chordata; Mammalia; Rodentia; Castoridae. The record is from RefSeq and is a predicted model, not a curated record.
UAGCGAGAGGACGCGCACGCGCAUUGGCAACCGCGGCGCGCUCCCGCCUCCCGUUCGUAGUCCGCAUGCGUGCUGAAGCCAAUGCCCUCCAACGACGCAUGCUCACGUUAGGGUCUCGCGCGCCCUGCUCGCGGCGCAUGCGCAGAGCGAGGGCCCACAGGACCUGAUUUCUGUUGGCCGCGCGAUACCUUAUCUUCCUCUUUCGGGCAGGCGUUUCUUAGUUGCUGCUUCCGGAACUCUGAGACCCGUUCCGGAGUGGCCGGAGCCCGCUUUUUCUUUUUUUCACUCUCCUGAUUCCCUGGACACCAUUUACAGGCAGGUGGCUAGUGGUGGAGCCUCCCCGCCCCCACCCCACUCCUGUCAGAGGAGAGCGCUCGCCGCGCCCAGGACCAAUCAGCAGUCACCUUAGGUAAGGACCUGAGAGCCUGCGCGAGGCACGCGCACCUCCGGAGGCGGGGCUUGGAGGCGGGGCGUAGCGUGCUCGAGGGACCAAUCGGCAGCUCUUAGGUGAGGAAGGAGUCCCGAGUUGUGGAGAGAUUUCCAUCAGCGACUGUAAACAGUCAUUGAAGUGUUGAAUGAAUCAUUUUUCCAUAAGCACUGGUGGCCAUGUCUGAGUCCGGGCACAGUCAGCCCGGGCUCUACGGGGUAGAGCGACGGCGGCGGUGGAAGGAGCCUGGCUCUGGAGGCCCCCAGAAUCUCUCUGGGCCUGGCGGUCGGGAGAGAGACUACAUUGCACCAUGGGAAAGAGAGAGGCGGGAUGGCAGUGAAGACACAAAUGCAGCUGUCAUGCAGAAAACCCCCAUCAUCCUCUCCAAGCCUCCAGCGGAGCGAUCAAAGCAGCCACCACCACCAGCAGCCCCUGCUGCACCGCCCACUCCAGCCCCCCUGGAGAAGCCCAUCGUUCUCAUGAAGCCACGGGAGGAGGGGAAGGGGCCCGCAGCCACAGCCAAUGCCUCUACCCCCGAAGGCACCGUGCCACCACCCCCUGCAGCCCCUGCACCCCCCAAGGGAGAGAAGGAGGGGCAGAGACCCACCCAGCCUGUGUACCAGAUCCAGAACCGGGGCAUGGGCACUGCAGCACCCACCGCCAUGGAUCCUGUCGUGGGCCAGGCCAAACUGCUGCCCCCAGAGCGCAUGAAACACAGCAUCAAGUUGGUGGAUGACCAGAUGAACUGGUGUGAUAGUGCCAUUGAGUACCUGUUGGAUCAGACUGAUGUGUUGGUGGUUGGUGUCCUGGGCCUCCAGGGGACAGGCAAGUCCAUGGUCAUGUCAUUGUUGUCGGCCAACACUCCAGAGGAAGAUCAGAGGGCGUAUGUUUUCCGAGCGCAGAGUGCUGAAAUGAAGGAACGAGGGGGCAACCAGACCAGUGGCAUUGACUUCUUUAUCACCCAAGAGCGGAUUGUUUUCCUGGACACACAGCCCAUCCUGAGUCCAUCCAUCUUGGACCAUCUCAUCAAUAAUGACCGCAAACUGCCUCCCGAGUACAACCUUCCCCACACCUACGUGGAGAUGCAGUCACUGCAGAUUGCUGCCUUCCUCUUUACCGUCUGCCAUGUGGUGAUCAUCGUUCAGGACUGGUUCACCGAUCUCAGUCUGUACAGGUUCCUGCAGACAGCGGAGAUGGUGAAGCCCUCCACCCCAUCCCCCAGCCACGAGUCCAGCAACUCCUCAGGUUCCGAUGAAGGCACCGAGUACUACCCCCACCUGGUCUUCCUGCAGAACAAAGCUCGCCGUGAGGACUUCUGCCCACGGAAGCUGCGCCAGAUGCACCUGAUGAUCGACCAGCUCAUGGCACACUCCCACCUGCGCUACAAGGGUACCCUGUCCAUGUUACAGUGCAACAUCUUCCCCGGGCUGCCACCUGACUUCCUGGAUUCCGAGGUCAACCUGUUCCUGGUGCCCUUCAUGGACAGUGAAGCAGAGAGCGAGAACCCGCCAAGAGCAGGGCCGGGUUCCAGCCCACUAUUCUCCCUGCUUCCUGGGUACCGGGGCCACCCCAGUUUCCAGUCUUUGGUGAGCAAGCUCCGGAGCCAAGUGAUGUCCAUGGCACGGCCACAGCUGUCACACACAAUCCUCACCGAAAAGAACUGGUUUCACUAUGCUGCCCGAAUCUGGGAUGGUGUGAAAAAGUCCUCUGCCCUGGCAGAGUACAGCCGCCUGCUGGCCUGAAGCUGAGGGGAAUACGCCAUGCAGGGACACGCAGGGCCGCCAGUGGGCAGUGAGGGAGCACAUGCAACCUUCCCCUGGCAGCAUGCAGAGUGGCAGCAGGCCCCAUGGACGAGGGAUCGUGGCUUUCCCGCCCAGAGAAAGCAUGAGAUGUCCAGGGCCAGGCCCCCACCCUCAAUUGGAGGGCUGUUCAAGGGGUGACAUUAAGAGAUCCCACCCCCAACCUGGGAUGGGCAGCCCAUCCCAAGUCGUCCCCCACAGGGACGGGCAGUGGGAGGAGUCUGAGUGGUCCCCAGGAAGCCUGACCCCAUCUGGACCUUGUGCUUCAGGGGCAGGAGCUGCAGGUCCCUCUCCCCAACUCCACGCCUUCCCCAAGAGGCUUGGUGGGGUCUGGAGAGCUCCUGGUUGGGACACAUCUGGUGGUUCAAAUAAACAGUUGUGCAAGCCUGCUCGU